CCCUCAAGCUAGGCUGAGCUGUGCCUACGUCGGCCUUGACUCUUGGGGGCUGGAGGAGUUACCUUUGGAGCCCUAAAGGAGGAAGGAAGCAAAAUAUCAACAACAGCCGAGGCGACUCGGACGCUCGGCCCGGGUCCCCCGCCUGCCUGCCCGCCCCCGUGCCCACGACGGGGGCCUAGGCCCCCCGGCGCCGCCCAGGGCCCGCGCGGACGCCGGCCUCAUUUAUUAUUCCCCCCGCCCGGAGCUGCGGCUUCCAGGUGCUGAAGAUCCCCCGGACUAGGGGCGAGGGCUACCCCCUCCCAGCCGUGACACCCCCCUUCCCCCAGUGGGGCCGAACCUGAGGGCAGCAGUGAUGGUGUGGAAGGAGCCUGGAGCAGAGUGCUGGGCCCUGAGUGAAUUCCAUCUUGUGCCUGGCUGUGGCAUGCCAUCACCUCAGGAGGCUGUGCAGAAGGUGUCCUGCAGACCAUGAACUGAGUGCUGGUCCGAGACUGUUCAUGAGCACAGUGUAAGGUGUGCCGAGACCCGCCACCCAGCGAUCCCCUCCCCUCCCUGGCACUGAGCAUCCCCGGAAAAGAUGGGGAGGAAAAAGAUUCAGAUCCAGCGAAUCACCGAUGAGCGGAACCGACAGGUGACAUUCACCAAGAGGAAGUUCGGGCUGAUGAAGAAGGCGUACGAGCUGAGCGUGCUCUGUGACUGCGAGAUCGCGCUCAUCAUCUUCAACCACUCCAACAAGCUGUUCCAGUAUGCCAGCACGGACAUGGACAAGGUGCUGCUCAAGUACACGGAGUACAAUGAGCCGCACGAGAGCCGCACCAACGCCGACAUCAUCGAGACCCUGAGGAAGAAGGGCUUCAACGGCUGCGACAGCCCGGAGCCCGACGGGGAGGACUCGCUGGAACAGAGCCCCCUGCUGGAGGACAAGUACCGGCGCGCCAGCGAGGAGCUCGACGGGCUCUUCCGGCGCUAUGGGUCAGCUGUCCCGGCCCCCAACUUUGCCAUGCCCGUCACGGUGCCCGUGUCCAAUCAGAGCUCACUGCAGUUCAGCAAUCCCAGCGGCUCCCUGGUCACCCCUUCCCUGGUGACGUCAUCCCUCACGGACCCACGGCUCCUGUCCCCCCAGCAGCCAGCACUACAGAGGAACAGUGUAUCUCCCGGCCUGCCUCAGCGGCCAGCCAGCGCAGGAGCCAUGCUGGGGGGAGACCUCAACAGUGCUAACGGAGCCUGCCCCAGCCCUGUUGGGAACGGCUACGUCAGUGCCCGGGCUUCCCCUGGCCUCCUCCCCGUGGCCAACGGCAACAGCCUAAACAAGGUCAUCCCUGCCAAGUCCCCGCCCCCACCCACCCACAGCGCCCAGCUUGGAGCCCCCAGCCGCAAGCCUGACCUGAGGGUCAUCACUUCCCAGGGAGGAAAGGGGUUAAUGCAUCAUUUGAACAAUGCCCAGCGCCUUGGGGUCUCCCAGUCUACCCACUCGCUCACCACCCCAGUGGUUUCCGUGGCAACACCGAGUUUACUCAGCCAGGGCCUCCCCUUCUCUUCCAUGCCCACCGCCUACAACACAGAUUACCAGUUGACCAGUGCAGAGCUCUCCUCCUUACCGGCCUUCAGUUCGCCUGGGGGGCUGUCGCUAGGCAGUGUCACCGCCUGGCAGCAGCCGCAGCAGCCGCCGCAGCCGCCGCAGCCCCAGCCGCAGCCCCAGCCGCCCCAGCAGCCCCAGCCGCCACCUCAGCAGCAGCCCCACCUGGUCCCCGUGUCCCUCAGCAACCUAAUCCCCGGCAGCCCCUUGCCCCACGUGGGUGCUGCCCUCACGGUCACCACCCACCCCCACAUCAGCAUCAAGUCGGAACCAGUGUCCCCAAGCCGUGAGCGCAGCCCUGCGCCUCCCCCUCCAGCUGUGUUUCCGGCUACCCGCCCUGAGCCUGGCGACAGUCUCAGCAGCCCGGCUGGGGCCUCCUAUGAGACGGGGGACCGGGAUGAUGGACGGGGAGACUUCGGGCCCACACUGGGCCUGCUGCGCCCAGCCCCAGAGCCUGAGGCUGAGGGCUCAGCUGUGAAGAGGAUGCGGCUCGAUACUUGGACAUUAAAGUGACGGUUCCCACUCCCCUCCUCUCAGCCUCCCUGAUGAAGAGUUGACAAUCUCACCGCCCACCCCUCCCUGUCCUGGGCUCCUCCCGCUCGACCCCCACUUCCUUUCUUGUGCUCCGUGUCCUGUUGACGGUUACAUUUGUGUAUAAUUAUUAUUAUAUUAUUAUUAUUAUAAUAUUUUUUUUAAUUUGGAUUCUCGCUUUGGAGAGGGGGAUGCUCCCAUCCCCUCUUUCUGCACCCCCCACCAGUUUCACUGGCUGGGGGGCUCUUUUUUGCGGGAAGGGGGGGACACUUUGCACGUUGUACACAUAUGCUGCAGGAGGGGGUGGGGGGCCCGAUAGGCCUUGGGAAAGGACAGGUGCCGAGCCCUGCAUGCGGGGCCCUCCCACCCCAUCCCCCAGACAGAGGGAAAUAACCAAAAACUACCAAACAACAAAAACCCCUUACAAUAGACUGAAACCCCAAAGUCGGCCUCAUGGGUGGUUUUGUGUUUCAGGGGGAAAGUGAGGCAGAGGUUCUGAAGAAGGUCUCUGCUUCUUGGCUGUUCCUAUGGCCACAGGCACAUGGGGCAGAAUACCCAAGCCUGGGCCCCGGAGGCCCCUGCACACACACCACACACUCUCAACUGGUUCUUGUGUGAUCUGCACCUCCAGGGUGUGCGGGUGCUGGCUGAGGUUUGGGGCUGGGAAGGCUGCCUGGGAAUUGAGGCUGGAGGGGAGGGGCUUGAGGUAGGGCCCCUAUGAAGCACAGUUGGAGAGAAAGAGAGCCAUGAGGAGAGGGCUGAGGAGGGGCAGAAGGGCUGGGGCAGGGGGUGAAUUGGGGGCCCCCUCCCUUCCCCAGCACUUUCUCUAAGAUACACAGUGCAAUAGCUCCCCAUCCCUCAGUUGCCACCAGCCCUGUAAAGCUGGCCACAGAGCGCAGGGAGAACUGGGGAGAGUGAGGUGGCUCAGCAGGAGACGGCCUCAGGCAUCCCGGGGUGCCUGAGGACUGGAAACCCUUGCAUCCAGGGACUAGCGUGAGUGAGGGGACUUGCUCUUCCUUGCACGUACACAUACCCAGAGGAGUGGACACUGGGGUGGUGUGUGAGGGUGGGAGAGGGGAUGGAGAAGGUCCGCAAAAGGCCUGCCUCCCUUCUUUCCUCCUUGGCCCCUCUCCCCAGCCCUCCUCCCAGCUCCUUCCGCUCCUGACCCCACCUCCCUGCUCUUGGCGCCCUCAUUGUCUCGCUACCUCCUGUCCCACCACCCCCAGGCCGCAUCCCACCUUCUGUCUUGGCUACUGUAAUUGUAAAUAGCAACCUUUGGAAAACGUUAGCAGUGUAACAGUCCAGGAAACUGUUUUUUUUGUUGUUGUUGUAUUGAUAUGAAAUGAGAUUCUAUUUUUGUCAAAGUAUAUUGUAAUAAUAAUGACUCAAACGGCCCGUACUGUA
Eubalaena glacialis (North Atlantic right whale) is the source of this 3508-nucleotide messenger RNA. RefSeq names its product myocyte enhancer factor 2D (gene MEF2D). The coding region runs from base 575 to 2086 and encodes 503 amino acids. Gene Ontology annotation, molecular function: protein dimerization activity; RNA polymerase II cis-regulatory region sequence-specific DNA binding; DNA-binding transcription factor activity, RNA polymerase II-specific. NCBI's taxonomy places the organism in Eukaryota, Metazoa, Chordata, Mammalia, Artiodactyla, Balaenidae. Gene Ontology annotation, biological process: cell differentiation; positive regulation of transcription by RNA polymerase II. The record is from RefSeq and is a predicted model, not a curated record. The transcript is spliced from 12 exons.